This is a messenger RNA of Sphenostylis stenocarpa, 4656 nucleotides long. The record is from the annotation of a GenBank genome assembly. NCBI's taxonomy places the organism in Eukaryota, Viridiplantae, Streptophyta, Magnoliopsida, Fabales, Fabaceae.
AUGGUGGCUUCGGAGGAAGUAUUCCCGUGGCUGAAGUCGCUGCCGGUAGCGCCGGAGUACCGCCCAACCGUGGCGGAGUUCCAAAACCCUAUAGCCUAUAUCUCCAAAAUCGAGAAAGAAGCCUCUCAAUAUGGAAUCUGCAAGAUCAUUCCCCCGCUUCCCCCUUCCCCCAAGAAAACCGCAACUGCCAACCUCACGCGCUCCCAACCUACCUUCACCACGCGCCAGCAGCAGAUCGGUUUCUGCCCCCGCCGCGCGCAGCCGGUGCGACGCCGCGUCUGGCACAGCGGCCACCACUACUCUCUCCGCGAAUUCGAAGCCAAGGCUAAGGCCUUCCACAAAACCUACCUCAAGAAAAACAAACCCAAACCCUCGCCUCUCGAACUCGAAACGCUCUACUGGAAAGCCACCUUAGACAAACCCUUCUCCGUCGAAUACGCCAUCGACAUGCCUGGUUCCGCGUUUAGCCCCCUCCGUGCUUCCCGCGAUGCCAAUUACGUUGGUGACACCGCCUGGAACAUGAGGGCGGUUUCGCGGGGGAGUGACUCGCUGCUUAGGUUCAUGAAGGAGGAAAUUCCCGGCGUGACUUCACCUAUGGUCUACGUGGCGAUGUUGUUCAGCUGGUUCGCGUGGCAUGUGGAGGACCACGAUUUGCAUAGCUUGAACUACCUCCAUUUUGGAGCUCCCAAGACUUGGUACGGCGUGCCUAGGGACGCUGCCGUCGCGUUCGAGGAGGUUGUCAGAGUUCAUGGCUACGGCGGAGAGAUUAACCCUCUCGUUACCUUUGCUAUUCUUGGCGAGAAAACCACGGUAAUGUCGCCGGAGGUUUUUGUUAGUGCCGGGUUUAACUGUGGAGAGGCGGCUAACAUUGCGACACCUGAAUGGUUAAGGUUUGCGAAAGAUGCUGCUAUUCGGAGGGCUUCCAUUAAUUAUCCUCCCAUGGUGUCACAUUUCCAGUUGCUUUAUGACCUUGGCGUUGCUUUGUGUUCAAGAAUCCCUGGAGGCAUUAAUGCUGAACCGCGGAGUUCUCGGCUUAAAUAUAAGAGAAACUGUGAAGGAGAAACUGUAAUUAAAGAACUAUUUGUACAGGAUGUGGUAGAGAACAAUGAUUUGCUUCACACACUUAGCAAAGAAUCUGCUAUAGUACUUCUUCCUCGUAGCUCUUCUGACUUUUCUGUUUGCUCAAAAUUACGCAUUGGAUCACAACAACUAAAAGUGAACCCUGACUCUUCUGUCAAUGUAUACAAUUAUGAGGGAAUGGAUUCCUCAGAUUUUAUUUCUGAUGACCUCAUGUUCAACAGGAAUCAUGGAAUAAAACCGGUAAAGAAUUUUUAUUCUGUAAAAGAGAAGUUUGUUACAUUGUGUGAGAGGAAUAGGGUUUUGCCAUUUAGUCCGAAUGGGAACUUAUACACUUCAAGUUCAAAAACAUUGCAAAGAGACAGUGAAAAGGAAACAGAUCAAGGAGAUGGAUUAUCAGAUCAGAGACUAUUUUCAUGUGUCACUUGUGGAAUAUUAUGCUUUUCCUGUGUUGCUAUUGUGCAACCUAGAGAACCAGCAGCUACAUACCUUAUGUCAGCUGAUUGUAGUUUUUUUAAUGAUUGGAUUGUUGGUUCUGGAGUAACUAGCAAUAAAUUUUCAGGUGCAUAUAAAGAUGCAUGUAUUCCGAAGCCAAGAACAUAUACAGACCUGUAUGUGAAAGCUGAGCUUCAUGUACAGCUUUGUUCUUGUAGUAGUUUUGAAUCCAAGAGUGGCGUGCCAUGUGCUUAUUAUUCUUUACAUAAUGAGAGAGAAGAAAUAUGCAUGAAUCUGCAGAGCCUUUAUGGUUGGACAAAGCUAAAUGCCCAGCAUGAUUCAAAUGGUAAUUCCGUUCAAUCUGUUGAGCACCAUGCACAGAUUGCCGAUCAAAAUUAUGUGGAGGCUUUAAAUUCUGAAAGAGAAAAAGGCAAUUCAGCUCUUGCAUUAUUGGCAUCGGCAUAUGGAAAUUCUUCUGACUCUGAGGAAGGUCAGGGGGGAUUAGAUAUUGCACUUGAUGGCGAUGAAUUGAAUGUAAUCAACCAUCCAGCCACAAAUGGAUCUCAGGAGAUGUCUAGUUUGCCUUCUCAGUUUCAAGAUUCCCAUGAUAGUCCCAUGGGUAGAGUCAUUAGGCUUGAUAAAGGAGAUGAUAUUCCUUCAAGAAGAAUAGACAAUUAUGAGUAUUAUAUGCAUAAGAGAGUUGAGCGCAUUAUGACUCCUUUUGACUACUCUGUUAAGUCAGAAGAUGAUGACAACACUUCAGGGGUGGCAUUUAGAAAUACCUGGGCUGUGCCCCAUUCUACUUUGAAUUGUUCUGAAGAUACUCAUGCUGGUGAAGACUCAUCUAGGAUGCAUAUCUUCUGUUUAGAGCAUGCUGUAGAAGCAGAGCAGCAACUUCGCCCAAUUGGAGGAGCGCACAUAUUGCUCCUAUGUCAUCCAGAUUUUCCAAAGAUAGAGGCUGAAGCAAAGUUGGUCGCAGAGGAACUGGAGAUUGAUUAUCUAUGGAAGACUACUAUAUACAGGCAAUCCAAAAGGGAAGAUGAGGAGAGGAUCCAAUCAGCUCUGGAUAGUGAGGAAGCUAUUCCUGGAAAUGAGGACUGGGCUGUAAAGCUGGGAAUCAAUCUCUUUUAUAGUGCCAAUCUUAGCCGCUCAGCACUUUACAGUAAGCAGAUUCCAUACAAUUCUGUUAUAUAUAAUGCAUUUGGUCAAAGCUCUCCAGCAAGCUCACAUACAGAGCCCAAGGUCUAUCAGAGAAGGACCAACAGGCAGAAGAAGGUAGUUGCUGGGAAAUGGUGUGGUAAAGUUUGGAUGUCCAAUCAAGUCCAUCCCCUUUUAGCAAAAAGAGACUCCAAAGAUGUUGAGGAUGAAAAAGCCUUACAUGGGUGGCCAUUGCCUCAUGAGAAAAUUGAGAGAUCAGAAAGUAACCUCAAAUGCAAAACUUCGACUAGAAAAUCUGGUAUGAAAUGGAGAAACUCUGUUCAGAAAGGAGUUAGCAGGGAAGAAAGUUUUUCUGAGAGAGAUUGUCUUUCAGAUAAUUCGAUUGAAGAUAAAUCCAAUAAAUAUCAAAGGAGGAUUCUUGGUAGUAAGCGAACCAGGCAUAUUGAGAGAGAUGAUACUGCUUCAGAUGGGGAUUAUUCUCCUCUGCCCCAUCAUAGAAAGCCUAUAAACAAGCAUUCAGAAUCUAGUGAAAAUAGUGCAACUUCAGAUGAUUUGCUGGAUGAUGAUUCUUGUAUACAGCAUCGGAGGAAGGCUAAUACCAAUAAAGCUAAAUUUAUUGACAGUGAUGUAUUUUCAGAUGAUACAAUGGACUAUGGUUCUGAUUGGUCACGUAGGGAAGACCUUGGCAACGAGCAAGAUGCUAUUUCUGAUGAUUCGUUGGGUGUUGGUUCUCUUCAGAUGCGCAGAAUGACUCAUAAAGGCAAGUAUGAAGAAUUCAUUGCUGAAGAAGACGUGAUUUGUGAUGAUCAAAGGGAGGUUGGUUUUUGGAAUCAGAAAGGGAAGAUAUCUAAAGGCAGACAAAGAUCUGUUUCUGCAAAAAAUAUCAAUCAGCUGGAGCACGAGAAGCAGAAGCAGCAACAAAGGAAUCCAAGAAGCAGGCAAGAUAAGCACCUGGCAGCAGAGAAUAUUAUUUCUGAUGACCAACUGGAGGGUAAUUUUUGCAAGUUUCAAAGAAGGAUUCCUAAAAACAGACAAGCCAUGUGCAUCAAUGAGGAAGAUGUAAUGUCUGAUGAUCGCUUGAAGGAUCUCUUUCAGAAACCCAAACGAAGUACUCGAAGGAGCAGGAAAGAUAAAUACAAUGAUAAAGACGUUAUGAAUGAUGUGGCUGAAAAUAAUUUUCAUAUUCUGUAUAGAACUCGUAAAAGGAAGCAAGCUAAAGGCAUGGAUGAGGACAAUAUAAAUUCAGAUGAUCAAAUGGAAGAUAUUUUUCAUCAGCAGCACAAAAGAACUCUUCAAAGUAAGAAAUCCAAAUCACAGAUUCUUCAACAAAUGAAACAAACUAAUCCUCUCCGUGUGAGAAACAAGACAUCCCGUCCUGUGAAACAAGGUAUGCUAAUGAAAUCAAAGACUGCUCGGCAGGCAAAGAGUCAAUCUGGUAACUCCAAAGGCUUAACAGUACUUGUGGAAGAGGUGGAAGAUGGUGGACCUCGCACACGACAUAGGAAGAGAGUCCUAAAAAAUCAAGAGUCUGAAGGAAAAUUAAAAGAAAAGGAAAUCAAAAGGGAAAAGGUGAAGAAUACAACAGCAGCAAAGGUUUCAGUUGGCCAUGCCAAAAUAAAGGAUGAGGAAUCAGAAUAUCAGUGUGACAUUGAGGGUUGUACCAUGAGUUUUGGGUCUAAACAGGAGCUGUUGCAACAUAAGAGAAACAUUUGUCCUGUGAAAGGAUGUGGAAAGAAGUUUUUUUCUCACAAAUAUCUAGUGCAGCAUCGACGAGUUCAUGAGGAUGACCGCCCUUUGAAGUGCCCUUGGAAAGGAUGCAAGAUGACUUUCAAGUGGGCAUGGGCACGCACUGAGCACAUUAGAGUUCACACUGGGGCUCGUCCUUAUGUGUGUGCUGAGCCAGGGUGUGGGCAAACGUUUAGAUUUGUUUCUGAUUUCAGUCGUCAUAAGCGAAAGACCGGUCAUUCAACAAAGAAGAAUUGUUGA